AUGCCACCCGAAGGAAGUACGAGGGCUGAGAUACUGCCAGGUUGCCCAAGCCUAGACAAGGGAAGUCGAGAGGCAGAGGUCGGGUUCGAACCACGGUCCGUGAAUACGCGCUCUAAUCACUUGUCUCCAUAUUCGAAGAAUUGUUCCCCAAUAUUCUUUGGGAGACGCCAUAGCUGUUUCGCUGUAGCACCCUUUCGAUGCCUAACUGCCAUGCCACCCGAAGGAAGCACGAGGGGUGGGAUACUGCCAGGUUGCCCAAGCCUAGACAGGGGAAAUCGAGAUGAAGAGGUCGGGUUCGAACCACGGACCUUCCGGUCGGUAACUUCGCGCUCUAACCACUGGGUCAUCAGCACGCUACAACAACGGAGAAUAGUACCUAGACGUAACAUACUACUCAUAGAGUUGCUGAAAAAACCCACGACCAGUCUCAUCAUAGAUGAGAAAUUCACCUGGGAUGCACUUGAGUCUCCCGUUAAGACCAGAGCGAUCUCAUACACCGAAGAAAACCUCCCUCAGGACUUUGAAACCUUUCCACUGCUGAAAGAGCAUGGGGUUAAAGAAGACCCUUCGACAACCCACGAACGGCUUCACCCUUCUUGGGAUUCAUCAGUUAGGCGCAGUCCCCGAGUUUCACUCAACCUCAUGCUGUACUUGAACCCGAAGUGGACGUGA
This is a messenger RNA of Opisthorchis viverrini, 672 nucleotides long. RefSeq lists its product as hypothetical. The record is from RefSeq and is a predicted model, not a curated record. NCBI's taxonomy places the organism in Eukaryota, Metazoa, Platyhelminthes, Trematoda, Opisthorchiida, Opisthorchiidae. Bases 1 to 672 code for a protein of 223 amino acids. The transcript is spliced from 4 exons.